GGCAACAUGGCUCCCGGAGGUGGAAGGCAGAAGCUUCACCCGCUUUGAAGCAGUGAAGAAUAGCAGCGGAGGGCAACGGGAAAAAGAGAAGUGACUAGGAAUCGUCGUCGCUUUUACCUCCCCAGCCUCUUCUGAGUCUGGUCAGCCUCACCUCUGCUCUUCACCCGCAUCCAGUCUGUGGUCUCCUCCCCUCCCCGCCCACGUUCCCUCGCCCCUCCCGUCGCCAACCCUUUCCCCGCCCCCUCCCCCACACCCCCCGUGAAGUGCGCACGCGCCCGCCUCCAGCUUCGCGCGGGGAUCGCCGCCUGGCCCGCUUGCGCAGCCGCUGUUCCUUCUACCCACGGAGGAAGCAUGGGCGUCCAGGGCUUCCAAGAGUUCCUGGAGAAGCGCUGUCCCGGGGCUGUGGUGCCCGUGGACCUCCUCAAACUCGCGCGCACCGUCUCGCGCCAGCAGCAGCAGCAGCACCUGCACCGCCAGCUGCCGCCAGCAGCCCUAGCGCCCGGGGCUCCACGCAUCACCAGGGGCUCUGCUCCUCUGCCGCCGCCGCUCCCGCCCGCCGCCUUUGGCGCUUACUCCGGGGGCGCGGGGCCGACUCGGCACCAUCACCCUGCUCACCAUUUCCACCAUCACGGCCAAGCGCCGCCAGGGCUGCAUCCGCCGCCGCCCCCUCCGCUGCCUGGGGCUCGGGUAUUGGUAGAUGCGGGCUCGGCGCUGCCGCGGCUCUAUGGUGGCUACCAGACGGAUUGGGUUUGUGGCGGCCAGUGGAAUGCCAUGCUGGGCUACUUGUCAGCGCUGUGCCAGGCUUGUUCCUAUCCGGGCGGCGACGGCCUGGAGCUGGUGGUCAUGUUCCCUGGGGGCCUGGGGAAAGACCGACUGGCCGAAUGGGGCCGUCGGUGCCAGGCGGAGCGGCAGACUGCGCAACUGAUCGUGGGACACGUGGGCAACAAGGGCACCCCUCCACCGCGGGCCUGGUUCCUGCCACCUGCCUGCCUGAGCCACUGCGUGAGGCUAGCACUCAUCCGCUUCCGGGUCAAGGUCUUUCAGAGCCUGGAAGACCACCAUUUGGAAGUGGUGGCUUUUUUCAGAGAAAAUGGCUUUCAUGGUCUUCUUGCUCAUGACUCCGAGUAUGCACUCUACAAUAUUCCGUCUUACUACAGUUCCCAUGCUCUGAAGCUCAGCUGGAAUGGAAAGAACCUCACAACCAACCAGUUCCUGAUGCAGGAAGUGGCCAAGCAGCUCGGUUUGAAGCGAAUAAAUUUCCCCAUAUUUGCUGCACUGCUUGGUAACCACAUUCUACCCGAUGAGGACUUGGCUGCUUUUCACUGGAGCCUUUUGGGACCAGAACAUCCUCUUGCAUCACUUAAGGUCCGAGCUCAUCAGUUGGUUCUUCCACCCUGUGAUGUCGUGAUCAAGGCUGUUUCUGAGUAUGUUAGCUCCAUCAAAGACCCCUCAAAUCUGGAUGUGGUUGGGAAGGAUGUUUUCAAACAGUCUCAGUCUAGGACAGAAGACAAAAUAGAACGAUUCAAGAAAGCAGUUGAGUACUAUUCAGUCACAACCAAAAUCUCUUCACUGCCAGUGGGUCCUUCCUUUCUAGGCUUUCGAAAUAAUCGGCUUGGCAAUCCUCCUCUUCCACGGAAUCAAAUGGGCCCUAUUUCUACUGGAAAGCCAGUGUUUUCUCGCCAGGUGCCCCAGAAAAUGAAAUAUCCUCCACCAUUUCCGGUGGGACCCAACUCGCCUCUUCUCUUCUCUCAUGGUGUGGGGGAACCCCACGCUUUUCCUGAGGAUCCCAUGCUACAGGACAGUUCCUUUAACAACUGGGCUGUUUCUUAUGACUCUUCAGCACCCCAGUUUCCUAACUGCUUGCCUUCCAAAACUUCACCUCCUUUGGGACCAGAUUCUUCCCACUCCUCUUCCUCUGAUGCUGAUGAGGCAAAUGGAGCCGGUUCUGAUCACAUCCCAGAAGCACUUCCGCAACAGCCUGGAUGGGAAGAUUCCAGUGGUGACAGAGGGUCUUGGGUACAGCCUGCUGAUGCUGGAGUUUCAGAACCUAGCAUAAGUGAUAGCGAACCUCACAUCCCAUCUCUGUUAUCUAUGUCUACAAGGAACCACAUGGACAUCACCAUUCCACCUUUACCUCCAGUAGCUCCAGAAGUCUUGAGGGUUGCUGAACACAGACACCGAAGGGGUCUUAUGUAUCCGUACAUUUACCAUGUCCUUACUAAGGGUGAGAUUAAAAUCCCCGUAUGUAUUGAGGAUGAAUGUAACAUGGAGCUGCCUCCAGCUGCUCUCCUGUUCCGGUCAGCUCGUCAAUAUGUGUAUGGAGUUCUCUUUAGCCUAGCAGAGACACAGCGGAAAAUGGAACGUCUGGCCAUACGGCGGCGGUUACCUCUGGAAGUUCCUCCUGUGAUUCUUAAGGAAUGGUCCGCCUAUAAAGGGAAAUCACCUCAAACCCCUGAGCUGGUGUCUGCACUCACAUUUCGGGAAUGGACUUGCCCAAACCUCAAGAAGCUCUGGUUAGGCAAAGCAGUUGAGGACAAGAACAGGAGGAUGCGGGCUUUCCUGGCCUGUAUGAAGUCAGACACGCCCAGUAUGCUCAAUCCAGCCAAUGUUCCCACACACCUGCUGCUCAUGUGUUGUGUACUCCGAUACAUGGUUCAAUGGCCUGGUGGCCGAAUCCUGCAUCGCCAUGAACUUGACACCUUCCUUGCACAGGCUGUCUCUGCCCAGCUUUAUGAACCAGAUCAGCUUCAAGAACUCAAGAUUGAGAAACUGGAUGCUCGAGGGAUCCAGCUUGCUGCCCUGUUCAUGAGUGGGGUCGACACAGCUCUGUUUGCUAAUGACGCAUGUGGCCAGCCAGUCCCUUGGGAGCACUGCUGCCCCUGGAUUUACUUUGAUGGCAAGCUGUUCCAGAGCAAGCUCAUUAAAGCGGGCCGAGAGCGAGUGUCCCUGAUUGAACUCUGCGAUGGCCAGGCUGACCUGGCAAGCAAGGUGGAAAAGAUGAGGCAGAGUAUCCUUGAAGGCGUCAACAUGAAUCAUCCACCACCUUCUGCUCUACUUCCGUCACCUACAUUUGUGCCUCCCAUGAUGCCCCCCCUCUACCCUGUUUCUCUUUAUUCCAGAGCUAUGGGCUCAUUUCCACCUCCCCCUCAAGCAAGGAGUCGGGGCUUUGCAGGUCUCCAUCCAAUCCCACCCCAAGGAGGAAAACUGGAAAUUGCUGGGAUGGUGGUGGGCCAGUGGGCUGGCAGCAGAUCUUCUAGAAGUCGAGGAUCCUUUGGCAUGCAAGUGGUUUCUGUCGGUGGGCCAGGAAAGGGGCAUGGAAAAGAACAGACUGGUAGAGGAUCCAAAGGUCACAAAAAAGGAAAUAAACAAGGCUCUUCAGAUGGAAUUUCUAAAUCCGUGGAGCUUCAUCAAGGUCGGGCCCGCUCCCAGGUGAAUGGAAACAAUAGCACAUUGAUUAUGGAAGAGAAGAGUGAUCAUCUUCCAGCUCCAUCACAAUGUGCCUUAUCCAAAGACAGUAACGUGUGUAAUAAUGAUGACCACUGCCUCCCCGUGAAGAAUGGAGAGAAGAACCAGGUGCAAGAGCAAGAGCUAGAGCUAGAGACUGUGGCCCAAGAGAAAGAGGAAUGACAAACUGAAGAUAGCUUCACUUGUCAGGAAGAGGAGAAAACUAUACUUUUCUGAUUCUAGGCCCAAGUUAGAGGAGGAUAUAAAUGUUUCCCCUAGGUUUAUCCAGGAUUUUAAGGGGAUACACAUUUAUUGUGUCCAUCUUUCCUUCCCUAUCUUCUCUGGCUCCAGACUUAGAACCUUGGAGAUUUCUGGUUAAAGAUGAAUAGCAGCAACACUAAACUCAGAUUCUCAAAUACAUAGCACCAACAUUUUCCUUCUAUUUCCUGGAAGUCUAGUGAGGCAGUAACUGUCAGGAAGCAGAUGUUAUCUUGUAAGUCCUAUGGAAAAGUUCUGGCUUUGGUUUUCUGAGUAUUUAAUAUAAUACUCAUUUAUAAAUGUCAAUGAAAAUAAGGGGUUUAAAGGUAAGCUAUCUAUGGCUUCCUCAUUUUUUUUGUCUUUAAGGUAAUGGAACCUUGAUACCUAGAUACCUAGUCAGUGUCCUUCCCUCUCUUUCCCCCAACUAACCCACCCCAGGAUUUUGUGUACCACCUCUAGCUUUGGCCUGACAAUCAGAUAGGUAGAUGUUUUCAGGGAAGUAGACAGUGUUGGUUUGGGUUAUUUUAUUUAAUUUUUUUUUAUUUUAUACACUUAAAAAAAAAACUACAAUGGCCUUUGUACUGGGAGAUUCAAGUGAGUCAGAAAAGUACUGGGCAGAUUUUUCCUGCCUCCCAACCAGUGCAUUGUUUAUAAAGUAGAAGAUAUGGUGCAGUUCACCCACUAUCUGCUGCCCACAUUCUAAAAGGGUGGGAAUCAAUGUUAUGAAACUGAGUACAAAAGGGACUCAAAAGACUCUAUGUGUGUGUACAUGUGUAUAGGCGUGUGUGUGGGUGUAUAUAUGAACAUGUGUAUCUAUAUGCAUACACAUACCCUUUAUAUAAGAGACAGAUCUAUUUAUCUAUACAUAUUUUAUAUAUAUAAAUGUGUGUAUACAGAUAUAUAUACACAUACAUACAUGGUAAAGUUCCAGAAGAUUUACUGAAUUUCCCAGAAAUGCUUCCACUGCUAUGGAAUGGUGGGUUUCAAAAGACCAUACUUCAAAUCUGAAAUCCUUGCUAAGUCACAGCCUAUCACAAUUCUGAGAAGAUAGGCUACUCUAAAUCAGACACAAAGUACUUUCCAGAGAUCGCCUGUUCAGAACAACAAAUACUUCACUUUGAACAGAGCCCUCACAUCCCAUAUGCUGAGAACAGGAGGUUGAAAUGGGAUUGGGAAGAGUUGCACAUUUUUAUGAAGGUUUGGAGAUAGAAAGGGAUAGGAAGUGAUUACCAUUUGAAAGGGCUUUCAGCCAAUUUGAAAGAUAUUUCUUGUGGAACUCCAGGAUCAAAUUGGCUUCAGCAAGAAUUGAUUGACAUGACUCUAAGGAGGGAAAAUUAGCACUGGAAUGAUGGAGUGGGGAGAUGUGAGGAAAUUGGACAAUUUGAUUUUACAUGCUUAGAUUGUUUCAUUUAUUCAUUGACAUUUUGACUACAGGAUCUUUUCAUUUGCUUUGCAAGGAAGAUGUCAGAGAACUUGGCCUGGGAUUUGAGAGGUAUUCUUUAGAAGAUUCUCAGUCCCUGUGGGGCCAAGGUCUGCCCAGGAUAAAAAAAAAAAAAAAAAAAAAAAAAAAAAGGCUCUUCCUCCUUGCUGGAGAUAAUCUUAAGAAAACCUUGAUUUCCAGCUUCCCUCAUUUUGGGCAGCCAAAAUGCAAGGGAUGGAAACAUGGCUUAUAACAAACUAGUAGUAUAUCUUCAUUCAGGAAUUGAGGCUUCUAGCCACACACAUCUCCUUUUGGACUUUGAUAUUCUUGCCCAAGAAAUAUUAUUUCUACAAGAAUAUAACUGACUAGACUCCUAGCAGGAUUCUCUCUUUGGGAAAAAAAAAACCAUGCAUCUUAAUCUACAACAGAUCCUUGGUGAUUUUUUUCCAAACAACCAGAAGGCUAUGUUUGCUAUUUGUCCAUUCUGUCUCAAGAAACUAAAAUGUCUUGGGAUUCUUAACCCGAGUCUAGUCCAGUUUAAGAGAACUCACAGUUUUCAGGGGACAGGAGCCCAGGUAUGCCUUGCCUCUUGCCCAGACAUUUCCUAAAUAAACCUAAUUAAGGUGGCAAGACUAUGUACCUGGCUGUAUAUAAGCAAAAAAAAAAAAACAAAAAAACAAAAAAAAAAAAACAAAAAAAAAAAAUAUGUAACACUUCCUCGUUGAAAUGAGCUCCCCUGAUUUGGUCCCCUUUCUGAUCUUGGACCUACUCAUCCUUUCACAAUACUUUGAAAGUUAGGACUUUUAUAUCCAGUAAGGAAAGGAAUUCAUAGAAAAUGUAGAUGGCUCAGAAUCACCUUCUGAGCCACAGAAGGAUGAAUCCCUUUGGAGCUCUAAAAGUAACCAGAAUUACUGAGUGAGUGAAUGGUUAGCUAUAUGGACAAAUACUGAGUAGGAAGUACUUGGAGUAAAAUGGUAGUGUUCUUCAGUCGCUGUUUCUGUGCAUCGUGAGUCUAUAUGACACAGUCAGGUGACAGUCUUGUUAACUCUCACAUCCUUCUCACAACAUGAAGAUUUAUUUUGUAGCCAUUCACUGUGAGAGGUAAAAUUGCUGCUUUGACAGAAAUGAUUCCAGUUUGCCAAAAGACUUGCCCUCCCCCCACACACACACACAAACCUCUGCUUCUCCCUAGCCAGACCCAGGAUGAAACAAGUGGCUUACUUUCAACUUUGAAUUUUGCCUCGAUUCAGCAUUUGGGGUUUGGGAAGUUACAAGAAAGAACUAUAAAGGGUUAUGUUCCUAGAUUUUGGUGUACCUCCCAAAAUGCACCAUUUAAAAGCCAGGAAAACCAGGGUUCAUUACUGGGAAAUAAACUUUUUCUAAUUGGAAGACAAAUCGAGGACCUUUGCUGGACCCACUCGAGGAUGUCCUUCUGAUUAUUACUGGACAAAGUCAUGUUGGAACCCCCCAAAAUGACUGCUUUACCUCGUAGGAACACAGCAAAAACAAAAACAACCCCAAAUCUGGUUUUGUACAGCCACUGAUCCCCCAAGGUCUUGUGGUUCUGCUUGUGUGUCUUUGGGUCGGCCUGUGACUCCUACCUUUUUUAAGUGACCAGUUCUGACAGACUUCUGUUCCUUCGCAUCAUUUUCAUUGUAUAUAGGUAGGAUUUCAGGUAAAUUGAAGCCCAAGAAAUGGCACUUUCUUGGCUAGGGACACUUGAUUUUUGUCUCCAUCUGGAUUUUCUGGCAUCAUUGGCCAAGUUACCCUAGUAUAUUCAUCUCAGAAAAAAAGAAACAGACAAGGUAUUAGAGGGAGGGGAUGCACAAAUGCUUCUGUAGGAUAGAAAGAAUGAGAGUAGCCCUUUGGAUAUGAUGAUUCAGUCCUUUGAAACCUUAGAAGGCCCCUGUGGGUAUACAGUGCCACCCUUUCAGCCUCUAACCACCCCACCCACCCUUUGAAAUGACAGUACAAGUAGGCCGCAGUUUAAAGUAGUUAGUCUAAUUCUACUAAAGGGUUAAUCAUUAUACUUCUUCACUUUCAGAUGCAUAUUUCCUAAAUAUUCUUGGGGUUUUGGGGGGGUAAGUUUUCACGAUUCCAUUGUAUGUUCUCAUUUUUCUCCUUUCCAUCACUGGCUUCUUCUUUUUCAAUGUUCUCCUUUCUUAUUGAUGUAGUCUGCUGGUACAGAUAGCUCAGUGCACCUGUCCCCUUCUAUUGUUGAGUAUCUUCAGUAUUGUCUGAGGAGAUUUUGAUGUUCUAAGAAAAUGUCACUUUUUACAAAAAUCAUCUUUUCUAAGUUAAAAGCAAAAUUAAACAUCCCCUAUGCUGGGGUGCCCAUUUCAGCUUUUGACAUUGUCCCUGUACUUUUAUAGAUGACUUUUUUGUCUGUGUUGGUAGUAAAUAAUGGUUAGUGAAUUUUCAUGUAAAUGAAGCAAGUUAAAUAUUUUAGAUUUUAUUAAUCUCUCAUAACCCUGCCGGAUCUGAUGAAUUCAUUUUAAUUACUUCCCAGAAGGGACUUUCCUCCUACCUUUUAUUUUAUUCUAUUUUUAGACUAACGUACUAGAUUAAAAAAAAAAAAACAAAAAACAAAAAAAAACUUUAACUGCAAAGAGUCAGUGAUUUUUUUUUUUAGUGCUCCCUGAUAAAUGAUGUUAUUGACAAAAGUAAAUUCUUUCGUUGUUGUUUUUUUCCUGUGCUCUUGACAGUGUGUUUAGUGGAUGGAUAACGUCUUUCUCUUUGCCACUCCCAGAUUCCAAGUUCCCUGCCUUUUGGCCCACCUCACCACAAAAGCUCCAUAGUUUAUUAAUGUAAGUUUGAGUGGAUGCUUCUUGGGGGAAUCUGCAGGACUUAAUGGAAAUGUCUCAGAAAGGAAUGAGAAUGUCUCAGGAGUUCUGUGAUGGAAUUUGAUCUGUUGUUCUGUUAAUGCUGAUGGAAAGAAACUUACAGCGCUUAAUAAAAGUCUAUUCUUUUAGUUUAAAAAUGUAAAAUGAUUUGGAGUGUGUGAAUUUUGAUUUCUUCUUCCAUCUCUGGGUCUGUUUCUGCAAAUGAAGAAUAUUCUUGUCUCAGUUGAGAAGUGCCACGCAGAUUUACGGGUCUGCAGAGUAGCAGGGCAGGAAAACAUGUAUGUGAAACAUCGAAAUGAAGAU
Molecule: messenger RNA, 8268 nt
Organism: Chionomys nivalis (European snow vole)
Lineage: Eukaryota; Metazoa; Chordata; Mammalia; Rodentia; Cricetidae
Gene: Fam120c
Product: family with sequence similarity 120 member C
Exons: 16
Coding region: 352-3627 (1091 amino acids)
Cellular component (GO): nucleus
Source: RefSeq, a predicted model, not a curated record